Molecule: messenger RNA, 2205 nt
Organism: Penicillium bovifimosum
Lineage: Eukaryota; Fungi; Ascomycota; Eurotiomycetes; Eurotiales; Aspergillaceae
Product: transcription factor TFIIIC subunit TFC6
Exons: 2
Coding region: 1-2205 (734 amino acids)
Biological process (GO): transcription by RNA polymerase III
Cellular component (GO): transcription factor TFIIIC complex
Molecular function (GO): protein binding
Source: RefSeq, a predicted model, not a curated record
AUGUCUGCCGGCCGCAGGUCUGGACGUCUCAAAGGCCCAAGGGCGGUGUACGUCGAUGAUCCAUUCGAGGCAGCUGGACUCAGUGACAACGAGGAGGAGUCCAAUAAACCCAAAGUUUCUUCAAGGCGGAAAGGCAAACGCGCAGAGGCCGAAGAUUUAUCUUCAGAUGAUGAAUUUGUCGCUGGUUCUGGUGAUGAGGUCGACUAUGGACUUGACGAAGACGAAGUAGGGACAGACGCUGCAGAUGACCCAGAAGGUGAGUUAGGGUCACAAGGCGGUGCCUCUGAGCCCGAAGAAAUGUGGAUCGGUGCUGCUGAAGGCACUCUGAGGAAAGAGCGUUCGGGAUUUCAACAACGUGAUACGCACGCCCGGAAGCGAAGAGCAGAUGCGGCGGCUCUGCCAAAUCCAGACGAGACGCACUCCCGUGGCAUAAUCGAGCCCAAGGACCACCUCUCGAAGACUGCCUAUUAUACUCUGACAUUCGGUACUGAUGAUCGAGAUCUAAUGGCCGCCGUCCACUUCCGUAUGCGUUGGAACAAGGCCCUGGACGUUGCUUUUCCCUCUCGCGCUACUUUGGAAGACAGAGAACAGAAGCCUUCAUACCUCUACGGGCCGACAUUUGGCGUCCACCCAGAUGAUAUGUUGAGAGAAAGCACACGUGGCUGGGACUGGUACUAUGACCGGGACACCGGUCCGAUUUUUAAGAAAAAGCAGCGCAUCCACAAUCUGGAAGAGUCCAUGAUAUUUCAGAGAUACCUACCUCCACCAGAUGCACGAAAACAUGGCAUUUUGCUGGGACCACACAACAACCAGCAACUGUACAAGCUCGGUUAUCAUGAGACUUUUGAUUUUGGAAAAGCCUGGAGCACCCAACCAGGACAGUCAGAAACCGGGACCAGGAAGAUUCGAGAGGGCUGGAUUUUGAACAUCGGUCACAAGGCACUUUGCAUGGCUUGGGCUCCAAACCAGGAUGGCCUUACCCAGUACCUCGCUGUGGUCGCACCAAUCACAGAAGCACAGAAAGCGCAGUGCACCCCUGAAGGAAGUGAGCCUACUACGCCAUUUAGGCCUUCACAUCCAACUCCUAGUGCUCUGCAAAUCUGGGAGUUCAAAGGGAAAAAGAGCGAGACUCCCACAAUCACUCUAGAUAUGGAAACCAAACCCAGGCUUCGACAAGUCCUGUGUGCCGACUGGGGCGACCUGAGACGCAUGUCAUGGAAUAGCAUGCCUAGGGCCAAAAGAGAGGAAGACGAAGAAGAAGCGAGAAAGUCCAUUGGAUUGCUCGCGACCGUAUGGGGAGAUGGAAAGGUCAGAGUCUUGGAUAUCAAGACAGAACGAGGGUCACAAAAAACAGAAUAUCUCAAAGUUGAAUCGCCCGCCUUUGAGGCAAGACCUCCAGCAACAGUCUGCACAUGCGUCACUUGGCUAUCUCCCGGUGACCUUGCAGUAGGCUGCGGUAACGGAUUUGUAGCAGUCUGGAACAUCAAACCUUGCUCUGAGCCUGAACCUCUACCUUAUUUUUAUCGACCGGUACACGACACCUACAUCUUGAGCAUCACAUCGGCCUAUCCAGCCCAUCCCCAACUCAUCAUCACUGUAGCUAUGGAUGGCGAAACGCGAAUGUGGUCAACCAUCGAUAGCUCGAGUGAAAUGGCCUCGACCGUUCGCAUGCGAGGUGCCUCUGCCUACAUCAGCUAUUCUCCUCUUUGCCAGUCUGUGAUUGCAGGAGACGAAAAUGAGUUCGCUCGCAUCAUCCCCAUUCGAAGAUUCAUCAGCACCACAGUCAUUGCGAGGUUCACAAGCAACAUCUCGGCCAUGGCACCAUCUAGUACCCAUCACCCUUGCGCUUUGUUUGGCAGUACUGCCGGUGAAGUUGCAGGAACGAAUCCGUUCCGACGGAUCCUUUACAAUAAGGAACAAGUAUGGCAGCAGAUGUGGUUCACUCAUGAAUGGGUCCGGCCUACUUCGGAGACAGACACUCUGGGCAUUAGCCGAUUCUACGAUGGAUACCGGGCAGAAAACCAGAAGCUGGCAAAGAACAAAAUGUCCGAGUCCAAGCCGAUCAUGGGGAUGGGGACUUCCACCAUCUACGAGGAAGGCACCCACGUCACAGCUCUUGGGUGGAACCCCAAUCGCCACUGUGCAGGGUGGGCCAGUGCUGCGCUGGGGUGUGGGUUAUUAAGAGUGGAAGACCUUGCUAUCUAG